Drosophila takahashii is the source of this 920-nucleotide messenger RNA. Its product is annotated as lysophospholipase-like protein 1. Gene Ontology annotation, cellular component: cytoplasm. Gene Ontology annotation, molecular function: carboxylic ester hydrolase activity; palmitoyl-(protein) hydrolase activity. Lineage: Eukaryota; Metazoa; Arthropoda; Insecta; Diptera; Drosophilidae. The record is from RefSeq and is a predicted model, not a curated record. Gene Ontology annotation, biological process: protein depalmitoylation.
CUGGUCACACUGCUGCCCUUUGGAAUUCCAAUUGGAUUUUUGUGCAAUAUUAAAAGUACUCAAAGUUACUUAAUAGCUUAAGUACAGAGAUUAAUUAAAAAUGAAGCCGGCCUUGAAGACGAUUAAUGCCACAGGAAAACACACUGCCUCCGUGAUAUUCUUCCACGGAUCCGGCGACACCGGCCCGAAUGUUCUGGAAUGGGUGCGCUUCCUUUUGGGAAGGGAUCUGGAGUAUCCGCACAUUAAGAUCAUCUAUCCCACGGCGCCCAAGCAGAAGUACACCCCGCUGGACGGGGAUCUGUCCAAUGUUUGGUUCGACCGCAAAUCCGUGAACAUUGCCGCCCCGGAGAGCAAGAAGAGCAUGUCCCAGUGCUACGAGGCAGUCAACCAGCUCAUCGAUGACGAGGUGUCCAGCGGAAUCCCGCUAAAUAGGAUCAUUGUGGGCGGAUUCUCCAUGGGCGGGGCAGUGGCCCUGCAUACGGGCUACCAUUUGAGACCCAGUUUGGCCGGCGUAUUUGCACACUCCUCGUUCCUGAAUCGCGGUUCCGUUGUCUACGAAUCCCUGGAGAACAGUAAAGCGGAUUCCCUUCCCGAACUGCGAAUGUUCCACGGGGAACGGGAUACACUAGUUCCGCAGGACUGGGGCCUUGAGACUUUUGAAUCCCUUAAGAAACUGGGCGUCCAGGGCACAUUCCAUCCGCUGAGGAACACUCUGCACGAACUGAAAACCGCCUCCAUCACGGAUCUUCAGAAAUGGAUUCUGGAAAAGCUGCCUCCGUUGGAAAACCAAGUGCAAAACAAGCUCUAAGUGUGUUUGGCAUGAAACCCAUGCAAUUUGGAGCAGCGCAGAGGCAAGUCUUUCCAUCUGUUACCUUUUUAUACUGCCCCUCUCCGCCGUAAUGAAAGCACAGCUCCUCCUG